Penicillium digitatum Pd1 is the source of this 1458-nucleotide messenger RNA. Its product is annotated as Transferase. Gene Ontology annotation, molecular function: acyltransferase activity, transferring groups other than amino-acyl groups. The record is from RefSeq and is a predicted model, not a curated record. NCBI's taxonomy places the organism in Eukaryota, Fungi, Ascomycota, Eurotiomycetes, Eurotiales, Aspergillaceae.
AUGCCCAAAAUGCGGACGGAUCCACAAUGUAUUCAUCUAAGUCCUAUGGACAAUGUCAUGCCCCGGUUUUAUGCUCGACUCAUCUUUGCCUUUCGAUGCUCGUCAAAUCACGACCAUCAAAAAAUCCGAGAUUUGCUAGAACAAGGGCUUCGACGCACCAGUGCAGACAUUCCGAGUGUUGCGGGCAAGGUGUUCACUAGGCCAGUCACUCCAGACCGCGCGGGCCAGUUGGAAAUGCGGGUUCAUCCCAGCUAUUGCCCUACUGUCCACGCCCGAGAAUUCUCUGAGCUGGACUAUGAUGAGCUUCUGGAUGAAGGCCUCCCGCAAGACAUAUUGGAUCCCAACAUUUUGUUUCCUGUGAUUGGAGCACCGGAUUCAGAGCAGGGGGCCCCGGCUUUUCUAGCUCAGGCUAACUUUGUGACGGGGGGCUUGUUGCUUGCAGUCGGCUUGUAUCAUUCCGUGAUUGAUGGCACAAGCGGGGUCUGGCUAGCAAAGAAAUGGGCCGAGCAUACCCGUCAUUUACAAAGCGUCACAGAAGACAGAGCGUUGCUGGAGAUCAUGCCGCGGAGUACGGACCCGGGAGUAUUGGAAGAUCUCUGGCUCGCUCAAGGAUACAGCCCACUUACGGUGGAGGAGCUUAAAACUGGAGCCAAGGGUUCCAAUGAUCCAUCACUCUGGCGACUUCUGGGACUUGAUCCAUUAAAUACCCCGCCGUCCCCACCACUCAUGGUGGAGCCAGAGGAGCGAAAAGAACGGCCAAUGCAGUCGACCAUCUUCUAUCUCUCGCCACAAGCUUUGGAAGAUUUGAAAAAAGCUUCCACAGAGGAGCCAUUUGGGAGGGUGAGCACCAACGACGCUCUGAUGGCUCUACUGUGGAGGUCCAUCAUCCGUGCGAGGUUUCCAAGUAACACGUCAUCAACGGAUACAGAUGAGGCUAUUCUCGAUACCACCUACGAUGGGCGAGCGGGAUUUUCCCCAGACCUUCCCUUCACCUAUAUGGGGAGUCUGAUCUUCACCUGUACUGCUCGGAUGCAACGAUCCCAGCUGGUAUCCCCCACAGCGUCCUUGGCCUCUGUAGCGCAUGAAAUCCGUCAGGCGGCCAAGAAUAUCGAUUCAUCCCGUAUGCAUGCAGCGUUCGGUUUGGCAGUAUCGAUACCUGAUUACACCAAGCUGACCUAUCCGUUUGCCACAUUUGCCGGGGCGGAAGUCUGCAUUACCUCCUGGAUCGCCUGGAGCAUGUUUGAUCUCGACUUCGGACCUAUAUUCGCAAACGGGGGGCGGCCGGAUUUCGUACGCCCGCCUAGGCAAGAGUUUGAUGCUGUGUGUCGUCGAUGUGUUGUUUUGCCUUUGCAGAGUCAUGGAGGCUGUGAGGUUCUUAUUUCCUUGGUUGCAGAUGAAAUGCAGCGAUUGGAGCAAGACCCGGAGCUUGCGCGUUUUGCUUGUGUGGCGUGCCAUUAA